Durusdinium trenchii is the source of this 1246-nucleotide messenger RNA. Lineage: Eukaryota; Dinophyceae; Suessiales; Symbiodiniaceae. The record is from the annotation of a GenBank genome assembly.
ACAGCCCAGCUGCCCAGCUCCUGCUGCUUCUUCGCUCCCCCCGCGGUCAUGAAGCGCAAAGACCGCUCGGAGAGUCCGGUUCAGCCAACGGCGAAGCCCAAGCCCAAGUCGGGGCGCUGCAGCUUGCGAGGUGUGGAUGGAUGGAAAGAUGUGUUGGGCUUCGAAGAGCUUGGGGUGAGAGUGGCUGGCAAGUGCAACAAGAAGCUGCCCAAGAAACUUGGCUUGAUGUUUGGAUGAAAUGCCAUCGAAAGUCUAAGUCUCAGCCGCACCCUGAAGGCUUUGCAGACCAAUCUAUUGGACUAGCAUAUGUGCUCAUCUGAAUUCAACGACGGCAGGGCUGGGGUGUUUUUUGUUCUUGACACUGAUCAGAAUGGCACGGCAUGUCCCGAAAGGACACAGUCCUGGUGCUUUGUGCCGCUCCUGUUCAGCGCCCUAGGCACCAUUUGGUCGUGCGGGACGUGGUGGUCUCCGACGGCAAAGUGCCUGGCCAUUUGGUGACCUCUACAACAAGCACAGAGACGCAGAUUGAGAGCGCCCAGGACUUCUGGGAGCGGCUCUUUUCGCAUUGGCCGCAGUGGCGCCGGGAGCUGCGGAGCGUGAUCCAACGGGACGAGGAGAAGUUUAUCCAAGAGAUGCUUCCGAAGGUCAUGGGUGCCCGGAGCUGGACGACCUCGUUGGUCUAUGGCGAGCCCAAAGACUUUGGGCGCCUUCCGCAUCCGGCAGGGCGAAAUCAAGACCGCAUCCUCUCCAUGCUGCCGGCAGAUGUCCAAAACCAAAUCUUCGCAUCUGUCGCCACACUGACGUCCGAUUGAGUGCUACGCACCGGCGCCCCGAGCGAUUGGAGAAGAUUGAGAAGAUCGGAGCGCGGCUAGCGAAGCGCUCAUGAGGUGGUCAUAUCAGGCAAAAACAGUGAACAUUCUAUUUUGCCGGUUAUGAAGAAGCAGAGCAAGCAGAUCUGUGGAUAUGUGCAUCAAGACACUUGAAGAUAAACCAAUUGAAAGAAUUGGUUGGGAGUGUGAACGAGUAGAACUUUGCAUUUUGGCGCGGAAUAGCCGCGAUCGACGAUGCUAUAGUAUACGGCGGGGUUUGAAUGUUACUGUAUGUUUUUUUUGUUUCAGAAUAUGAAGCCGCCUGAAAAAACUGUUCUCAGUUCUCAGGCUCAAAGUGGCAACAUCAGAAGGUGCACCUUCUCACUUUCUGAAAGGAUCGAAUGGAUCCGAGUUGGCCAAGCAGUAAGGCUGCUGAA